UACAUAUCCCUAGUUGGAAAAAAUAUAAUUCGUAUAAAAACAUAAAAAUUGGCUUUUCAAAACCUCCACUACGAAUAAAACGAAUAAAAACACGAAAAUGUUGAAAACAAAGUGAUAAACAUCUAUAAUAUCUCGUCAAAAAUGUAAAUGUUGGUAAAAUUUGAAAAUUAGAUUUCGUCUACAACAACAACCAAACAACAAAGGAAACAUACCCAAAGACGUUGAUGUUGAAAAAAAAAAGAAAUAUUAAAUAUUUGUUUUGUAGUAAAGCCAGCUACGAAAAUCAAAGUGUUUCGGUAGAUAGCUGCGGUCAAUCCUUUGCCAAUUGUCUAUUGAAGGCCAAUUUGUAUAAACAAAUACAAUUCACGGGGUUCGAGAUAAUCCACAGAAGUGAUUUGAAAUUAAGCAAUAAUUUAAUAAUUAAAUCAAAAGUGAUUCAUCGUAUCAUUAAGACACACACUCCACACCGCUGCCGCUCCACGAAAGCCUGAAAUCUUCAGAUACGGUUGGGUAACACUAAAUGCUAUCCGGCGGAUAAACUUUCUUCAUUCUUAAUGUCGAUUUAGUUGGUUAACACUCUUGCCCUCUACACCACUCUUUUGCCGGCAGCUAAUUGAACGAUGCUAAAGUCGAAGUAGGAGGUAGAUUGAUAUCAGCUGUCAACAGCUUAGAAGCAGAAAGUCAAUUUUUUUAUUUGAAUUGGGUUACUGUGUAUGCACUAUAACAUGGAUUUGGUGGAUAUUGAUCAGGUUUUGGACAAUUUGGAGCUUCAUGAGGAAGCCGCAAAUGAACAACAACGAAAAAGACUAGAAGAGACCAAGCAGAAGGAAACACUAACAACCCCACACAAGGCAGCACCAAAUGGAUUUGUCUCGCAAACAAAGGAUGGAACUGGCUUCAAAGCUGUUUCACAAGUCUUCAACAGUUUAGAUGACUACUGCAAGAAUGUGGAGUCAUUGGAGACAACUGUUAUCUCUGUCUCGUCACUAAAUACUAAUGAAGAUUUCGUUAGUCGGCCAACGGAGUUUCGAGAAAAGUUAGGGUUUCAGCCAUCACAGCUGGUAGCUUCAUCUCGUCAAGAAUUGGAAGAAUAUGAACAUGAGGUCGAAGAGAGUAAAGAUAUACAUAAAUUCACUGAAAAACCUCGUAGUAGAAAUAAGUUAACAGCUGCGGCAUGUGAUAGCAAAGAUUCUCCUGACGAAUCUACAAAUAGUCAAAGUUCCGAGUCAUUGACAACGUCGUCAAAUUCUACAUUUUCCUCGGGCCCUUCUUUGGAGCCUGAAGAUUCUCUAGAAGAACCAAGUCCAUUGGCCAACUCCCCCGAAGAUGUUGCAGAGGAGAAAGAAAUACAUGAAACCACAACAGAAAUGGUCAGUGGAAGUAAAGUGGAAGAACUUGCUGCCAAAGACGACGAAGAAGAAGGACCGUGUGAUUUUUCAACUGAAGAUCAAUCCCAUGUUCCUGCUGGCGAUGAUGAAGAAUCCACCUACCUUAGCGAAAUUUCAAAUUCUCUUGAUUUAAUUCAACAAAAUUUGCAAAGCACAGCUAAUGUAGAAGAUCUGACUCAGGGUCUUUCAUCCAUUUCACUCACAAGUGCAAAUCUGCAAUCGCAAUCAGUUAUGCAUUUGGAGACAUCACUGUCCUCGUCUAUGGGAAAAGUUUUGGAAAAUCUUUCAGAUACCAAUUUGAGUUCAGUUAUAAGCCAAACCAGAGACAUGCCCAUUGCGGCAAAUAACACACCUAAUGAUGAAUCUUCUGAGGCAGCCAAUACUUCGGUAGAAGUAUUAAAUGAGCAAUCUGUACCUGACAUCCAGAAUCGAGAAGAACAGCAGCAUGGCAAGGAACUACAGCCACAACAAGUCCAGCAAAUCUACGAUUACAAUCAGGCAAAAUAUGAGGACCCUAAUUCUGUUGUACAGCAACCGGUCACAUUUUGUUCCACCAUGGAUGAGAUUUCAGAUGCUGAGUUGGAUUCUAUGUUGCAAGAAAUGGAUAUAGAUGAUGAGGCAGUUGUAGUGCCCUCCCAAACAAAGGUUGAAGGAUCCAAAGAAGACAGCCAUGAAAAUGACCUGAACGCCGUUUCCCAAACAAUGUCUCAUGUGGAGGACAGGGAAGUCAAUAUUUAUGCCGAAAAUCCAGAUGAUGUUUUGUCAAAUAUUAGCUCUGGAGAUCAUCCCAAUGGCGACAGUUUUUCUCAAGCAUCAACUGUUGAAUUUUCUGAGAUAAGACCUCAGAAUCAACAGGAUCUCCCAGAGUGUGAAGAUAACAUGGGCAUCAGCUCGGCCGUUUCAUCUUAUAGUAAUAGUGAAUCAUCCUCUUUGGAAGGUGACAUUAUACAGGCUAAGAGUCUUGAAGGCGACGACUCUGAUCCUUCACGACCCCAAAGACCCACAUCCUUGGAUUUACCAGCUAUACAGGCCCUCGACAUUUAUGCCAAUGCCGGUCAAACUCCACCAGGCGUAGAGCAGACUAAUCCGACAGACUCAAACCCUGUACCGCGGGAAGAGGACGGCUUACAAGGUACAAUGCCACCCCACGAAGAACCCAAUGCUGUUAGUGCGCCAGCAAAUGAAAUAGCUGAAGCUACAGGCUACAGUGAAGAUCCACAUGCCAACUUGGGUAAAAUUCCUCCUAUAUGGGUGCCAGACAAUAUGGCCACCGGCUGUAUGCAGUGCGCUGCCAAAUUCACAAUGAUAAAACGUCGUCACCAUUGUCGUGCAUGCGGCAAAGUCUUAUGCUCAGUUUGUUGCUCGCAGAAAUUCAAAUUGGAAUUCCUAACUGAACCGGAGUCGCGUGUGUGUGUCCAAUGUUAUUUAAUAUUGACACAGAGACAGACGGGGCAGCCAACCGCAAGUAAUACAGCCACAGGACCGGGACAAGUUGGAGCUGCUAGUAGCCUAAAUAGAUCGCCAAACCCUAAUAACCCCAUGGAAUACUGCUCAACCAUACCACCAUAUCGUCAGGUUAGUGCUGACGCCAAAACACCACCUUCAGUUAUUGUGCCAGUGGGGGUUCUGAAAAAAGACAAUGGAAGUUACUCUUCCACAUCGUCUAACUCUAGUGGCCAGAAGGCACGCAAACGAAAGUCGGUAAUGUUCAGCGAUGGCAUUGCACCGGGUAGUGAUUUGGCCAGCAUAGAUCAAUGGAAUGAACAGCCCAAACAGGCGAGAAGACAAAAUUCUGCAAAUCGAAAUGUGAGCAACAAUAAACCUGCUACGCCUCGCUCGGAAUAUAUAACUGAUGCUACGACCAUGGGUUUGGUGGCACAACUGUUUAGAGGGUCUAUACCACCAAUGGCAGCAGCGGCAACCCUAAAUACAGCUAGCCAGCAAGCAGCCACGGGAUCUCCAACAUCAAAAGCUCUCAAGCCAGCUAAUCAAAAUACUAGUAGCUCUUCGCCUGUAAAUGGAGCUAAUAAGACGACAGACUCAACAAGUCGCCCUAAACGCGUGCCCCCUUCUGGCUGCGAUGACAAUGGCUGUUUUAUACCCGAAGCUAAGGACAGUUUGCCACCCAUUGUUGUUACGAAAGACGAAGCUGGUUGUGAUUUUGACUAUAAGGAUGUGGUGAAUAAUUACGAUUUAGUCAAGCGCUUACAAAACGAAACCCUCAAAUUUGCAGUGCAGAAUAAUUUUUUUGUCUUUGUUAAAAUUGUCCACUUGAAAUGUUGUUUAAAUCGCACGGUUAUAAAUUUCACCACAUGCGGAAUGCAUCAUGUAGGUAAUGAUGAAAUUAUCAUUCUACUGGAAUUUGAACCGCCAACCACUAAAGAAGCAGCCAAUAACUCGAGCUCUCUAAUUCCUCGAGAUAUUUUUGUACAUCUUAAUGAUAUCUACAACAAUGCCGAGGCCGGUAAUCCCAUACAGGAAUUGUCACACACGAGCCCAACACAGAGUACAUUCUUAGGAUCUCGAGACUACGGGGGAUUUAUAUUCAUACGUCCCACAUUCCAGUGUAUGUUGGAUAUAAUACAUCCCGACAAACCCUAUCUGAUAGGAAUAUUAAUACACCGUUUUGAAAUUCCUUGGGCGAAAAUAUUUCCCUUGCGUUUGAUGCUGCGAUUGGGGGCUCAAUAUCGCUACUAUCCUUGUCCGCAUGUAUCCAUGUGUAAUCGAGAAUCGGUGUAUGCCGAGAUAGCCCAGACAAUAAUAAACUUUUUGGCUGAUUUUCGUAAUUACUCAUACACGUUGCCGUUCAUCAGAGGCAUGUACAUACACAUGGAAGACAGACAGACUACGGUGGUCAUACCACGUAAUCGCUUGGAUGAUGUAGUUAAAGCAAUAAACAAUUCCAGUGAACACAUUUUAGCGUUCGGUGGUAAUUUUUCCAAGAAAGCAGAUGGUCAUUUGGUUUGUAUGCAAAACGUCAAUGAUGAACGUACGGAAAUGUAUGCCUACUCAACGCAGGCCAUUAACAUUCAAGGGCAACCACGUAAAGUAACUGGUGCCAGUUUCUUUAUCCUGAACGAGUCCUUGAAAGCAAACAGUGGUCUCAGUGGCAAAUGUAGCAUUGUUGAGGAUGGUCUGAUGGUCCAAAUACUACCAUCUAAGAUGGAGGAAGUCCGCGAAUCAUUAAAAAAUCAAAAGGAUGUCACAAUUGUGUGUGGUCCUGUUGAUGCUGACGAACAGCAUACUGAGAUUGUCUGUCUUAAGUGGGUGGAAAACGAUAAGGAAUUUAAUAUAGGUGUUAAAUCCCCCAUUGACGAUCGCCUAAUGGAUGGUGUAUCAAGUAUGCGUGUCCAUGCUAGUUUUAGCUACUCAAAUUCGAACUAUUCCAUACGUUUAACAGACAUAUAUGUCAUUCAGCAUGCUGACUGGUAUAAUACAAAUUCAUCGACAUUAAGUGCCGAAACAACAUCCGAUGUAACACGAAUGACCGAACAAAUCGCCAGAAGUACCUCAAUGGCCCUGGUACCAUUCUUGGAUCUUUUGGUAGCCAGUAAAAGUACGAAAAUUGGCUUGAGAGCCACAUUGCAUCAGGACAAUGUUUGUUAUGAGGCUGGUGCUCGUGGCUCAAAAUUGCCACCACUCUAUAUGAAUGCAUUGGAUAAUCAUUUGAUUCCUACUCUACAUGGCAUCUCAUCUGGCAUUGAGGAGGCGUUAAUUUUAGAAUUAAUUUUUUACAUAUUAAACGUUUAGAUAAAUCAAAUUCAUAGUUACGACAAAGACGAGAAAGCCAAGUUUUAUUGAAUAGACCUCAAAUAUAUACCCCAUUUAUUAACGAACUAAUUGUGCAAUGAAAAUUUUUAAGUAUCAAAGUAUGGUAACGAGGACUUAUUGUUUUGUUUUUAGAACUAAGCCAAUACUAAAC
Molecule: messenger RNA, 5310 nt
Organism: Musca domestica (house fly)
Lineage: Eukaryota; Metazoa; Arthropoda; Insecta; Diptera; Muscidae
Gene: Sara
Product: zinc finger FYVE domain-containing protein 9
Exons: 8
Coding region: 714-5138 (1474 amino acids)
Biological process (GO): endosomal transport
Cellular component (GO): early endosome membrane
Molecular function (GO): metal ion binding
Source: RefSeq, a predicted model, not a curated record